Molecule: messenger RNA, 1464 nt
Organism: Nannizzia gypsea CBS 118893
Lineage: Eukaryota; Fungi; Ascomycota; Eurotiomycetes; Onygenales; Arthrodermataceae
Exons: 3
Coding region: 1-1464 (487 amino acids)
Cellular component (GO): mitochondrion
Source: RefSeq, a predicted model, not a curated record
AUGCCAUUUAAUCGUGACGCCCUAGCUACUGCCAUAUGCCAAGCUACCUGCCGAGCAGAAUCUGAGCUUACCUCAAUAACGAAGCUCGCAGAAGGUGGUUUCAAUAGAGUGCCUCAAGCUACAUUCAAGGAUGGUUAUACCGUGCUCGCCAGGAUCCCCUACAACUCGAUGGCCCCAAAGAGCUUGGCCGUUGCAAGUGAAGCUGCCACUCUUGGGUUGUUACACGCGCGUGGUUUACCUGUUCCAAAGGUCCUCGGUUAUUCUGCAAACAAUUUGAACCCUGUUGGCGUCGAAUAUUUACUCCUAGAAAAAAUUGAUGGCAGCCCUCUCGGCGAUCGGUGGUUUACCAUUGGUAACAAGACCCGUGUCAAAAUUAUGAAGCAAAUUGUCGAAGUCGAGACACGACCAUUCCUACCUGAGCAAACCACUACUGAUGAAAUUGUGGUUGGCCCCAUUGCCCAGUAUGAGUGGUGGUAUAAGGAACGAGCCUCAUUAGACGUGGACCGUGGACCGUGGAAAACGUUUUUAAGGUGUUUUGAAGCUCCAGCAAAACGUGAGAUCCGAUUUUGUGAAGAUUUUGGAAGGCCUCGCCUCCACGUCGAGCGGUACUUGCGCGAAUUACACAAACUAGAAAAAAUGACACCGACUGCCCACGUCCAAAUUCUAUCGAAAUACUUGCAGCUUGCGCCCUACUUGGAGAUACCGUCAGAGCACCCUUUCGCUCUGCCAGUCCUCCGACACCCAGACUUUUCACCCAACAAUAUACUAGUUAAUUCAGAAGACGAAAUCGUAGGAAUAAUUGAUUGGCAACAUGCGGCCAUUCUACCUCUUGGCCUGUGCGCAAACAUUCCGUCCUACUUCCAAAACUGGGGUGAUCCCGUGUCGGAACGGCUUACAAAACCAAUGGUUAAGCGCCCUGAGAAUUUCGAUUCACUGAGCGAGGCCGAGCAGGAAUCUAUAAAGGAAACAAUGCGGAAACAGAUAGCUCACUUCUACUAUGCCGCCGUGACGAUGAACCAACUACCUGAUCAUUUUGAUGCGUUGCGAAAUUAUAACUCCAUGCUUCGUGCAAAGCUCUUCACUUUAGCCGGAGCUCCCUGGGAAGGUGAUACUUUGACCCUCAAACAUUCAAUGAUCGAAGCCUGCCAAAAGUGGCCUAUGCCCCUCGAAAAAGCUUCAUACCCAAAUACAGUUGACUGCCCAGUACACUUUACUGAGGAAGAAAUGGUCCAAUGCGUGACAGACUUUGCACAGGAACAAGAGAAGCUACAAGAGCUUACGAAAAUGAGGGCUUGCGCGAAUGUCGACUCAGUGGGAUGGGUUCCCGAUGAUGAGCACCUUGAAAAGUCAAUGGAUAUUGUACAAACCAUCAAGGCCGGGCUGCUAGAGCAUUCUACCACUGAACUGGAGCGAGAAGCUGUGGCCAAUCACUUCCCUUUCGACGAUCAUGACGAAAGACUUUAA